CUUGCUAGACUUCCUUAAAGAAGGAGAAGGGAAAUACUUAAAACUCCCACAGCUGGUCGACAUGGCUGCUCAGAUUGCUGAUGGCAUGGCUUACAUUGAAAGAAUGAACUACAUCCACAGGGAUCUCCGGGCAGCUAACAUUCUUGUAGGAGACAAUCUUGUGUGUAAAAUAGCAGACUUUGGUUUAGCAAGGUUAAUAGAGGACAAUGAGUACACUGCAAGACAAGGAGCUAAAUUUCCAAUUAAAUGGACCGCUCCUGAAGCAGCAUUGUAUGGUCGGUUUACAAUCAAGUCGGAUGUGUGGUCAUUUGGAAUUUUACUGACAGAGCUAGUAACAAAGGGGAGAGUGCCAUAUCCAGGGAUGGUGAACCGGGAAGUUCUGGAACAAGUGGAACGUGGCUAUAGGAUGCCUUGCCCACAAGGCUGCCCAGAGUCUCUCCAUGAGUUAAUGAAACUGUGUUGGAAGAAGGACCCUGAUGAGAGACCAACAUUUGAAUAUAUACAGUCUUUCUUGGAGGACUACUUUACUGCUACAGAACCACAGUACCAGCCUGGAGACAAUUUAUAAGCCAACAAUCUAUAUAACGUGCACAAAUCUGCCAAAUGUAAAGACUUGCAAA
This is a messenger RNA of Balearica regulorum gibbericeps (East African grey crowned-crane), 620 nucleotides long. Lineage: Eukaryota; Metazoa; Chordata; Aves; Gruiformes; Gruidae. The record is from RefSeq and is a predicted model, not a curated record.